AUGGCUGAGGGUCAACCUCUGGAGCCGAACGUUCAGUUACUUGUCGAUCCUGUAGAGCCAGUCGUGAAUCCACCGGUCGUGAAUCCGCCAGUUGUGAAUCCACCGGAUGGCAACCAGAAUGUUAAUGUCGCUCAGCCUCAGGAACUGGAGGUAGUUCUCUUUUAGUUGUUAUGAAUUUUUCGUGGCAUAUUUCUCUUGUCUGUCAUAUCUUUCAGGUUCUUCACACAGCAUGGUGGAGAGAAUAACGGAGAGCUUUUUUUGGCCCGAUCGCGGCCUGUUAUCAAAAUCUUUUCGGAAGAUUGUCUGGCUAUUCCGCAUGGCUAGUUAACGAACUAGCGUUCGGCGUCUGCCUUGUGGCUGGAGGAACGCCGUGGAUUCGCUUAUUUUGUAUUUCUUUCGGCCUUUGUGGUCGUUGGAUGGUUACAAAACCGUACGAGCGAGGUGGCCGAUUUGUUCGGCGGUGGCUAGUUGACAGAUUAGCGGUCGGCGUUCUGGCUAGAGGAACGCCGUGGACUCGCUUAUUUUGUAUUUUCUUCGGCCUUUGUGGUCGUUGGAUGGUUACAAACCGUACAGGCGAGGUGGCCGAUUUGUUCGGCGGUGGUUGGUUGACGGACCAGCGUUGGGCGUUUAGCCUUUAGCUAGAGGAACGCUGUGGACUCGCUUAUUGUACAAGCGACGUGGCUGUUUUGUUCGGCGGUGACAUCUAGCUUUUGGCUAGAGAGACGCCGUGAAUUCGCUUAUUUGUAUUUCCUUCAGCCUUUUUGCGGUCGUGGGAUGGUUACGAAUGGUGACAGCGAGGUGUCAUUUGUGUUUUGUCUUUUCCUUCGGCUGAUGUGGCCUUUGGAUGUUUGUUAUGAGUUAUGAUAAUGGGUCAUCAUUAAUUGUUGAACGUUGCUAGGUCGUCUUACUUGUAUUUUCUCCUUUGGCUGUGCCUGCCGAAGGAUGUUUAUACAUGGUAACGCGAGAAGUUACGUGAUGUUUUUGUUUUUUUUCACGAGGUCUGUAAUGAGGUUUUUUAUGCAUAACACUAAGUGCUUCGCACAUUGAGGUGGGCGGUGCUUAAGAGUCUCUUUGUUCCUUUGCAGAGAUUGCGUGAGGAGGUGAGACAGUUAAAGCAGUCAGUGGAGGCAGUAACCAACGCGUCGCCUGAGAAGCUCGUGGAACAGAUCUUGGCUUAUGCUUCCCGCCCGUUGACAGAGUUUAACAAGUAUGAGGUGCUUGAGAUGUUGGAGACUCUGCAUAACAAGGCCGCUGACCGUAAUCACGACAGGAAGAACUACUAUUGGCUCGUUCAUCAGUCGGCGAGGGAAAAGGUGGAGUUGUCGAAGGACCACCUCAAGGACCUUGUUAUGCGCCUAUUAGGAGACAAGGACCACGAGAGGGUCCUGGAUAUCGUUUCUAAAGUAGAAAAGAAGUCAAAUCGCAAGAAGCCUCAAGCGAACGACAACAGGGGUGCUGGUGUGGCACGUCCGUCUCGUCUAUUUUCUUUGCGAUGUUAUUUUUGUCAUAGGCGAGGUCAAAUCAAAGCUGAUUGUCCUGAUUUGAAGUCCAAGCAGAGGAAAACGGAUCCCAAAUCAGACAAGUAGCUUGUGUUUAGAUCUCGUUAGUUCGCACUGGUGUUAUAGGUUGAAGGCCGCCUGGACAAGGCUGUGUGUUGUAAUAUUGCUUAAUUCUUUGCAAUAAUAAACAAACUUUUGUGUGUAUUGAAUCAAUCUAGUGCAUAUUUUACUCUGUCUAUUUUGUCAACAUAGUUAUAACGACUUUGAAAAAGGGGUAUCCUUGAGACAAGGGCCCUCCAGCCUCGCUGGUCUUAGCUGUUAUUUCUCUGCUGACUUUGACGGGGAUGAUUUUAAUAUGGUCUUAGAUUUUUCGGCGAUUCAGUGUUUAAAGGUGUCUUCACUACCCCCUUUUUCCUAGGGAAACGUGGUGUUGGGAAAAAUCUGACUCCUUUGAUCUUUGA
This is a messenger RNA of Porites lobata, 1960 nucleotides long. Lineage: Eukaryota; Metazoa; Cnidaria; Anthozoa; Scleractinia; Poritidae. The record is from the annotation of a GenBank genome assembly.